This is a messenger RNA of Achroia grisella, 1761 nucleotides long. RefSeq names its product transcription initiation factor IIB (gene TfIIB). Gene Ontology annotation, cellular component: nucleus; transcription preinitiation complex. Gene Ontology annotation, molecular function: TBP-class protein binding; RNA polymerase II general transcription initiation factor activity. Gene Ontology annotation, biological process: transcription preinitiation complex assembly; transcription initiation at RNA polymerase II promoter. NCBI's taxonomy places the organism in Eukaryota, Metazoa, Arthropoda, Insecta, Lepidoptera, Pyralidae. The record is from RefSeq and is a predicted model, not a curated record. Bases 71 to 1018 code for a protein of 315 amino acids. The transcript has 5 exons.
UUGGAAGCCAAAUCUGUAAAUCUUGAAGUAUAAAGAAAAUAAAUUUGUUCGUCUAUACACAUUGACAAUCAUGGCGAGCACGUCGAGAAGUGAAGCAAAUAAGGUUGUAUGCUAUGCUCACCCUGAUGCACCGCUCAUCGAAGAUUACAGGGCUGGUGACAUGAUAUGUUCGGAAUGCGGUCUCGUCGUUGGAGAUAGAGUUAUAGAUGUCGGAUCAGAAUGGCGUACAUUUAGCAAUGAGAAAUCAGGAGUUGAUCCCUCCCGUGUUGGUGGUCCAGAAAACCCCUUACUGUCUGGUGGCGACUUGUCCACAAUCAUCGGACCAGGCCGAGGAGAUGCAUCAUUUGACAGUUUUGGUGUAUCUAAAUAUCAGAACCGGAGGAAUAUCAGUAGUACAGACAGAGCCCUCAUAAAUGCAUUCAGAGAAAUAAACACAAUGGCAGAUCGAAUCAAUUUACCAAAGACCAUUGUUGAUAGAGCUAACAACUUGUUCAAACAGGUACAUGAUGGCAAGAAUUUGAAAGGACGAGCCAAUGACGCCAUUGCAUCUGCCUGUCUUUACAUCGCUUGUCGCCAAGAAGGCGUACCACGUACCUUCAAAGAGAUAUGCGCAGUCAGCAAAAUAAGCAAAAAGGAAAUUGGACGAUGUUUCAAACUUAUCCUAAAAGCUUUGGAAACUUCUGUGGAUCUUAUCACAACUGCAGAUUUCAUGUCUCGGUUCUGUUCGAAUCUUAGUCUUCCGAACUCGGUACAGAGGGCAGCAACGCACAUCGCGAGGAAAGCUGGGGAGCUGGACAUAGUGUCUGGCCGCAGUCCGAUUUCGGUCGCCGCCGCUGCCAUUUAUAUGGCUUCACAAGCAUCAGACGAUAAACGCAGUCAAAAAGAGAUCGGUGACAUCGCCGGCGUUGCAGAUGUAACCAUCCGGCAGUCUUACAAGCUUAUGUACCCAUUCGCAGCCAAGUUGUUCCCUGAAGACUUCAAGUUUGCUAUACCCAUCGAGUCUCUACCACAAAUGUAAAUAUGAUCUGCAAAAAAGAGCUCACAACUCGGAAUUAAAAGGGGUAAUUGUCCUAUAUGUAUUAUCUGUUAGUUGCUAGGCAUUUGUUUAUUGUAAGUUAUGUAGGUAUUAAGAUUGUUUUUUUAAUGAAUAGUAAUGAAAUGGAGCACCUCCUCGUUAAUGGUUUAUCCUGGCGUGUACCAGUGUUGACCUAAUAUGACUUUGGUAGUAAUGGGACUUCCAGCGUCCAUUACUAACAAUUCACUGCUCCUAUUUAUUAGGGUGCAAAUAUUAACUUUUUUUAAGUAUGUUACCACACGACCGACGGUAGCGGAUUCGAGUCCCGCACAAUACGAUCACUUGUAUUCAUGAGUAUGACUGAGGAUUUUUAUUAUGUAUAUUAUGUAGGUAUUUACAAAAUAAUCUAUUUAAGUAUUUCUAUCAGUAGUUUAGUACAUCCUACAUUAUUAUUAUUGGUUAAGUGUUUAUGGGAUGUACUGUUGUAUUAUUUAAUUUCUAAACUCUUAUAUGUAUAUAUACGGAAAGGUUUUUUACCUAUGUAUGUACAUAAAAUAAAGUACCCAUAUAUUUUAUAUACCUGAGUGUAUAAGUGCUAUGUAUGGCUAAAUGACAGAUUAAAAGAAACCUUGUAUUCCAUGUCUUGUAUGACAUAUAUAGAUUAUGACCUAGAUAAUUUGUUGAACAAAAUAGUUGAUAGAUUUAGUGUAAGAAUAACCAAAUUUUUUAUAAAAGAAGGUGAAUUG